Acanthosepion pharaonis is the source of this 756-nucleotide messenger RNA. NCBI's taxonomy places the organism in Eukaryota, Metazoa, Mollusca, Cephalopoda, Sepiida, Sepiidae. The record is from the annotation of a GenBank genome assembly.
AUGUUUGGUAUUAGGCAGGAAGGUUCCGUAGACGAAAUCCAGGACUUCCUUGCAGGGCGCGUCAUUAGCAGCACAGAGGGCCCUUGGCACAUAUUCAGCUUCCCCAUCCACGAACGCUUCCCAGCAAUCGUCCAGCUUGCUGUGCACCUAGAAAACGACGAACUUCGUUAUUUUUCUGCGUAUGUGGCUGCGCGUACCAAAGACACAACGCUUACAGAGUUAUUUAAACUUUGUCGACAGGACGAGUUUGCUAGGACUACUGUACCCAGACGUGCCUUCAUGCUACGUGUGGACAAAAAAGAACACAUGGGCUCGGCGGAAGCCCGGGGCCAACGUCGAGGGCUAUCCAGGGGUCAAAAAAGACGCCACACUCGGAGAAGGGUAUUCACGGUUCCUCCAUCGCGACAGGAAUGUUUUUACUUGCGACUCCUUUUGCACGAAGUUAGUGGUCCAACGAGCUACAAUAACUUACGGACGGUUAAUGGAGUUUUAUGUGACACUUUUCGUGAGGCCUGCCUCCGUCUCGGCCUUUUGGAAGACGACAGCCAGUGGGAUGCCACAAUGGCUGAGGGAGCUCUUUUAAAAAUGCCCUCUGCUUUGCGCCACCUCUUCACCACAAUCUUACAAAUGUGCGAACCCAGUGAUCCCAAAUCACUUUGGGACAAAUACAAGGACUUUUUGUCAGGGAAGCGCAACUGCUGUGUCCAACAAUGGCUCUUACAUUCAACGAUGGAAUUUACAACAGGGCGCUUAUAA